AUGUCUCAAAGAGACUGGCAUGAAGUCACGAUACGAAUCCCGUUUACUUCACCAGAACAUGCAAAGAUUGCUAUGGAUGUCAUCAGCGUGGACAAGGAGCUACAAGCUCAUGCAGUGAAACGAGAUCUCUCAUUGGAUGGUGACGAACUUGUCGCAACCUUCAAAACAUUAACUGUGCGCCUCGCAAGACUGACGUUGAAUGCCUAUCUCGAAAACGUCGAGCUGAUAAUACGGACACUGGACGAAUUUGGACCUGACGCAGCGACGAUUUGA
This is a messenger RNA of Serendipita indica DSM 11827, 273 nucleotides long. The record is from the annotation of a GenBank genome assembly. NCBI's taxonomy places the organism in Eukaryota, Fungi, Basidiomycota, Agaricomycetes, Sebacinales, Serendipitaceae.